CAUUACGUAAACUAUACAUAACAUAAUAAGUAACAACGGCUAAGGGAAGGCAAAUUUAUUAAUGAGUAGCAUAAAAUAUAAGAAACGUAAACAGAAGUGCAGCGAUUAACGAUACAUUUUUCCAACGUAUACUAAAAUAUUAGCAUACAUGAUAUAAACAUAUUUCACAGAGAUCGAAGAGUAUGAAGGCUUAACAAAUAUUUCUUUAUAAAUCUAUCCAUAAAUCUACAUUUGCAAUUAUUCUAAGUAACCAAAUAAAAUUUGUUCAGUGAUGAUUAUAUAGAUAACAGUGUUAGGUUAUGUAGAGCUUGAAAAACAAAUUAUAUGUAUUUCUGUCAAUAAUUAAAUAUCAACAACGUUCGAUCGAAACGUAUAAUGGAACUUGGCGACCUAAUAUUAAUUCCAAAACUUGAUAACGUUGCGUUGGUAGAUAAAAGUGAUGGCAAUUACAAAAGUAUAGAUGGAAGACUAUGUAUUAGUAGUCACCAUCUUCUUUGGUCUUCGCGACAAGGCGAUGGACAAGAGCUCUGGCUAUUAUAUCGAAAUAUUGAUCUUAUAGAGAAAAGAUUGAAUACCCAAAGUCCAGGUGGUACCAUUAUAUUGAAAUGUAAAGAUUUUCACAUUCUUCAAUUAGAUAUUAAUUCAACAGAUGACUUAACAAAUGUUGCGCUAUCUAUAGAGAUGUUAACGUCACAAGAGCAAACUUUACAGUAUCCCUUUUUUAAUAGACCACAAGUUGCUAACAGUACUAUAAAACAAAUAGAAGAUGGGUGGACUGCGUUUGCUCCAGUAUCAGAAUGGUCCAGAUUGUUAACUGCUUAUGCGGAUGAAUGGCGUAUUAGUUAUUUAAAUAAAGACUACAAAGUUUGCAAUUCUUAUCCUUCUGCUGUUAUAGUACCACGUCACAUAGAAGAUAAGAUUAUAAUAUCAUCUGCCAAUUUUAGAGAUGGUGGACGAUUUCCAGUUUUAUGUUACAGACACGAAGGAGGGAGUAUCUUGUUAAGAAGUAGUCAACCGAUGUGUGGCACUAAUGGUAAAAGAUGUAAAGAAGAUGAAAGAUUGUUAAAUGCUGUGUUAGGGCCAGGAAGACGUGGUUAUAUAAUAGAUACAAGGUCCAUUAGCCAAGCUCAAAGUUCCAGAGCUAAGGGUGGUGGUACAGAAAUGGAUGCUGCUUAUCCGCAAUGGCGGAAAGUACACAAAGCGGUUCCGCGACCCCAUGAUUUAGCAGAUAGUUUUUUUAAAUUGAUAGAAGCUUGUAAUGAUAUAACGUGUUCUACUUCCCAGUGGAUCUCAAGACUUGAUAACGGUGGAUGGUUAUCCGCUGUACAAAGCGCUUUAAACGCUGCUUGUGUAACUGCUCAGUGUCUUCAUCAAGAAGUUGCAGCUGUAUUAGUUCAUGGUAGUGCUGGCAGAGAUUCUACUUUAGUGGUAACCAGCUUAGCACAAACGAUAUUAAAUCCUGACUGUAGAACAGUACGUGGCCUUCAAGCUUUAAUCGAACGUGAAUGGAUACAAGCUGGUCAUCAAUUUUUUAGCCGUACACGUCAUGGACCAUACCAUCCAUCAAAUUCACAAAAUCCAACGCAUGCACCGACUUUUCUUCUUUUCCUCGAUUGUCUUUACCAACUCCAUUAUCAAUUUCAAUUUAGCUUUGAAUAUACAGUAGAAUUAUUGAUUGAGUUGUACAAUCAUGCAUAUUACUCUAAUUAUGGCACAUUUUUAGGUGAUUCGGAAGCAGAGAGGGUUAGACUUCGAUUAUCUGAACGAACGUGUAGUUUAUGGUCUUAUAUAAAUCAACCGGAAAUAUUGGAGAAAUGGUUGAAUCCUUUGUAUGAACCAAAUUCAGGAGUCAUUUGGCCCAGUGUUGCACCUAUUAGUAUUCAGUUGUGGAAGGAACUUUAUCUUGGCCAUACAAGUGUUGCUCCAUGGAAAAGUUUACCUUCAUGUAUAAAACAAAUAAAACAAAACUAUAUGGCAGUACGCAAAGUUGCCAGUCAAUUACAAAUUCAGAUUAAACAAGCGAUAGAGCAAAUGCGUUCAAACCCUGAUAUAUGUUAUGAAGAGGAAAAUCAAGAUGAGCAUACUUGUAUAGCACAAUUAAGUCUAGAAUCUCGAAAUACGUGAUAUACAUUAUGGACAAUGUAAAGAGGAAAAAACUUCAUUUACAUGAGACACACAAUAUCGUAAUUUGAACUUAUUUACGACAUAAAAUUACCAAGUAUCAUAAUCGUAUGUUUAUCAAAAAUUCACCAAAAUUUCAAAAGUUAUUUAUCUCAUAUAUACGUUUUUUUAUGUUUCCUUAGGA
Messenger RNA from Bombus impatiens (common eastern bumble bee), 2305 nucleotides. RefSeq names its product myotubularin-related protein 9. The transcript is spliced from 7 exons. Lineage: Eukaryota; Metazoa; Arthropoda; Insecta; Hymenoptera; Apidae. Gene Ontology annotation, biological process: negative regulation of autophagy. The record is from RefSeq and is a predicted model, not a curated record. The coding region runs from base 376 to 2124 and encodes 582 amino acids.